This is a messenger RNA of Jatropha curcas, 3256 nucleotides long. RefSeq names its product splicing factor PWI domain-containing protein / RNA recognition motif (RRM)-containing protein. Gene Ontology annotation, molecular function: RNA binding. Lineage: Eukaryota; Viridiplantae; Streptophyta; Magnoliopsida; Malpighiales; Euphorbiaceae. The record is from RefSeq and is a predicted model, not a curated record.
AAAGAAAAGGCCAGAACAGAAAAUUAAUCGCUAACUUUCACUAAAGUUUAUAGAUCCUCUCUCUCUCCCCUUCUCGCUCGCGCGCGCGUUCUCUCUGUUUUCUAUUUUCCAUGGCGGACCCUCCCUCUUCUCCUACUACCGCCAUUACCAUAGAAUCGAAUUCUAAUAAGCCCGAAUCCGUUAACCCGAACAUUCUACCCAAUCCAACAACCGACUCCUCAGCAGCACAGGCACCGUCACAGCAACAGUCGGCAACUCCUCCCGCAUCAAACACUAACCCUAACCCUAGCCUGAAUCCGAACCCAACUUUAGUAUCUCCACCAGUACAUGCGUUUCCAUCAUACGCGCCGCCGCCUCAAAUCGCCGGUGCAUCUGUGCCUUCCGGUGCUCAAUCUUUCCGUCCAGUUCCUCAAUUCUCUACGUUGCCGAAUUAUCAAAACCCUAGCGUUGGCGUGCAGCCGCCUGGAGUGAGUGCUCAGCCAGUUAUCGCUUCUGGUGCUCCUGGCGCAGUAGCAGCUCCACCUCCCAUGAUGCCUUAUCAGAUUCCGCCAGCUCAGCCUCCAAAUCCGGCCUUGAGACAUUACGCGCCUAUGCCAAAUGGUUUUGCUGCCAUUCCUGGAGCUGCUCCUCAAGGGACUAUGCCCCUUCCCGGAAUUCAACGCUAUCCCUCUCCAUACCCAGCUAUGGUUCGCCCUAUAUUUCCUCCUUGUCCACCUGGGACAGUUGGCAUGCUUCCACCAGCAGCUCGCCCUCUUGUUCCAGGGAUUCCCGGUGUUCGCCCACUCAUACCCACCAUCAUCAGGCCACCUGUUCCUUCUGUCACACCAGCAGAGAAACCACAAACUACUGUAUAUGUUGGCAAGAUUUCUCCUUCUGUGGAAAAUGAUUUUAUGUUGUCUCUCCUUCGGUUCUGUGGACCUGUUAAGAGUUGGAAACGUGCUCAAGACCCCACCGAUGGGACUCCUAGAGGCUUUGGGUUUUGUGAAUUUGAAUCUGCUGAGGGGGUUCUCCGUGCAUUACGAUUGCUGAGUAAAUUUAAUAUUGAUGGGCAAGAACUGGUGCUAAAUGUUAAUCAAGCAACAAGAGAAUAUCUAGAGCGGUAUGUCGAGAAGAAAACUGAAAACUCAAAGAAUCUGAAAGAAAGUCAAGCUAUGGGGGUUGACAAGGAGGAUGGAACGGCUGUAGGUGUUGAAAAGAAUGAAACUCCCAAAUCUUCUGUGGAGGACUCUAGCAAUGCUAGCGACAAGGGGAACAAAGAAAAUACUGAUCCUGCCAACUUUGGGAUUGUGACUGAUGAAGACAAGGAAGGUGACAAAGAGGCUUUGGAGAAGCUCAGUAGCAUGAUAGAAGAGAGGUUGAAGACUAGACCUUUGCCUCCGCCGCCUCCGCCUCCACAAAUACCUGCAGAUGGUCCUGGGAAUGCAAACUCAGAAAUGCCAACUAAAUCAAGGGAGGACUCUGAUGUGGACAUAAGAAGACAUGACUCAGCCGAAGAUAAAAAUGAUGAUGAGACAACUAGUGACAACAAGGCCGCAAGUGAACAGGAUAGACCUGGAACAAGCUCUCCUGAUAGGAGUAGGAAGUAUGACAGGAGAAGCAGAGAAAGAGACAGAGAUCGAGAUCUAAAAAGGGAAAAGGAACGAGAAGUUGAAAGGUAUGAAAGGGAAUCGGAGCGAGAGCGGAUUAGAAAAGAGAGGGAGCACAGAAGGAUGAUUGAGGAAGCAGAACGUGAUUAUGAAGAACGAUUAAAAGAUUGGGAACAUAGGGAAAGAGAGAAAGAGAAGCAGCGGCACUAUGAGAAGGAGAAGGACAAAGAAAGAGAACGCAAAAGGAGGAAGGAGAUACUUUAUGAUGAGGAAGAUGAUGAUGAUGAUUCAAGAAAAAGGUGGCGCAGGAAUGUCUUAGAGGAUAAGAGAAGGAAGAGGCUACUUGAGAAGAAGGAAGAUGAAGCUGACAGACGCGAAGAAGAGAAGGAAAUUGCUGAGGCAAAGAAGAAGGAGGAGGAGGAAAAGCGACAGCAGCAACAGAGAGAUGAAUCAAAGCUUUUAUCUGAUCAUGUCAUGAAUGGAAGUGACAAGAAAGUUCUGGCUGAAGAAGUCAAUGAUGAGAGCAAAGAUAAGGCAUUUGGAGGUGAAAAUGAGGGAGAUUCUGGUAAUGAAAACGGUAUAGAUGAUGGUGUCUUACAAAAUGGUACAGUUGAUGAAUCAACCAUGGCAUCAUUGGCUGAAUCAGAUGUACGGCAGAGUGGUAAUGCACCUGCAAGAAAGUUGGGUUUUGGUUUAGUUGGAUCUGGCAAACGAGCGGCAGUUCCUUCAGUUUUCCAUGAGGAGGAUGAUGAUGAUGCUCAUAAGGAGAAAAAGAUGAGACCCCUGGUUCCCAUCGAUUAUUCGACGGAGGAGUUGCAGGCUGUUCAACCUACAGUUUCUGCAGCACAGCCGCCAAAUCUUGCUGCUGCUGCUGAAUUUGUAAAGCGUAUUUCUAAUGUUACUUCUAAGGAAGAGAAACCUGAUGUGGAAAGAGAAAGAAGUAAACGUUCUCAUGAUAGAUCAAGUCAGCGGGACAGGGACAGGAAUGAUGAGGAUAUUAAUCGGAUAAGAGAUGACAAAGAUAGGAUUCUUGAACGGGACAGGAACUGGGAACAUGGCCAGGAGAAAGUAAAAACACCAGAUAAGCAGAAACUUUUGGAUGCAAAACAGUUGAUUGAUAUGAUACCAAAAACCAAGGACGAGCUAUUCUCAUAUGAGAUAAAUUGGGCAGUGUAUGAUAAACAUGAACUUCAUGAGAGAAUGAGACCGUGGAUUUCAAAGAAGAUUACAGAGUUUUUAGGAGAGGAAGAGACCACUCUGGUAGAUUACAUUGUAUCAAGCACUCAAGAACAUGUGAAGGCAUCUCAGAUGCUGGAGAUGCUUCAAUCGAUAUUGGACGAUGAAGCGGAGAUGUUUGUGCUCAAGAUGUGGAGAAUGCUUAUCUUUGAAAUUAAAAAGGUCGAAACUGGUCUUGCGUUGAGGUCAAAAUCAUGAGAGCAUAUCUUAUAAUUGCUACAGUACUACUGUGAGACUCGUAUUCUUCCUCUUACUAUGUCUUAUUUUUGGUAGAUGUAGAUUUUUCAGUAUGGUAGAACAAAGCAUAGAUUGCAAUCAAGGUGUAUCAAAUGUUUUUCAAUUUGAAUUGUUUCAAAAAAUAGUACAAUUUUCCGUCUUCAAGAAAUGAAGGAUACAUUCUUGUACUGAAUGCACUCUUUUGGUUGGUGCUUGUA